Messenger RNA from Penaeus chinensis, 2524 nucleotides. RefSeq names its product carbohydrate sulfotransferase 11-like. The record is from RefSeq and is a predicted model, not a curated record. NCBI's taxonomy places the organism in Eukaryota, Metazoa, Arthropoda, Malacostraca, Decapoda, Penaeidae. Gene Ontology annotation, cellular component: membrane. Gene Ontology annotation, molecular function: sulfotransferase activity. The coding region runs from base 390 to 1817 and encodes 475 amino acids. The transcript is spliced from 8 exons. Gene Ontology annotation, biological process: carbohydrate biosynthetic process.
AGACCAUAUCCAUGAUUCCGCCAUAUGGUAUGAAAGUCUACCAUUAUAUCUCCCCCGUCAUAGUGUAACGGUCAGGGUGACUACAGCCAUGGUUAUGGGCUGUUCACUCCCAAAGCAUCUUCCAUUUUUCAGCAGAUUCAUCUAUCACGGUGUUAUCGAGAAAGACAAUAUUAAGGUUAGGCAUUGGUAUAUAAAAAAUAAAGGACAGAAGAAAGAAAAAUUGGAAAGAAAGAAAGAAAAAGAGAGAAAAAGAAAAUAACUACAUCAUCAAUUUCCACUAAACUCCCUUUUUUUUCUCCUCCAAACAGAAACCCAGCGACCUGCGACGAACUUAUACAAUGUCAAGAAGCAAAGGAUGAGAAGGGAAUCGUAUUAACACAGAAGACACUAUGAGACUAAGGGUCAGACUCAAAUCGCUGGCAUUCCUGGGCCUCGUCAGCUUGUGUGGUGUAAUCUACACCUUCACCGGGAGUCACGUGGGUAGUUGGAUAUGGGAAAGUGAGAAACCCAGGCGAAUAGCGCGAUUAUCAGCUGAGGACCUCCAUGCCCUGCGCGGUUACCCAUGGCAGGCACCAGCACCAGCGACAGUCAGCAGCAGCACUUCGAAACUGACUCUGAACGACACCUUAGCCCACCUUCCGAAGGGCAAAACCAACCCUCCUUGUGAUAGAACGUGCCAGUUCAGACGCCUAAGGGAACAGACGUUGGUGGCAGACUCGCAGAUACACAACAAAUACUUACUUAAAAAUAAUGCUUCAAAUUCAAAGCCAAGGGUGACGCCUCAUAUGGUGGGACUCGCCAAAGUUCGAGAGUCUCUGAAGGAAUGUGACAGAGCGUGUCGUAUUGCCAAGCUGAAAAGCACGAGGUUAAUGAAAGGUGGUUAUUCAUCGAGGGUUAGGGUAGAGAAUGUAACCUUACCUAAUUCAUGGACAGUGACAAGGGAACUUAUAGACCGCCUGUCUGCCCGUCGAAAUCAUGUUAAAGAGGUAUGUAAAAAAUAUGAAUUGGAUAGACCAUCAGAAAAUUACCAGCCAAACGCAUGGGAAUUCCUUGUUAACGAAGAAUAUGGGCUGGUUUGGUGUAACGUUUUCAAGGCUGCUUCGUCCACGUGGUUCUACAACUUCAAUCUCUUGGCUGGAUUCUCAGAGACAGAACUCCUUCACGCAAAAGAUACUCCAAUUCAGCUGGCAAGGAAGAAAUACCCAAGACCAACAGUGGAUGAGUUACAUAAAGCCAUGAAUACCACCCCACAGCCAUUGUCAUUUAUGAUAGUGCGGCAUCCUCUACAACGACUUGUUUCUGGUUAUAGAGACAAGAUCCUUUCAGGAAGUCGCUUCUACAGCAAACUUGCACGUACCAUAAUCAAGCAAUAUCCAGAGCUGGGUCCGGGCGAGACACGAGAACGACCCAAAUCCUGGGGUGUCUUUGGGAAAACCGUGCCACGUGCCAUUGUCCCUUCCUUUCCGCAGUUUGUACAGUUUCUGCUAGAUGAAGCAGCCAGGGGCCAAAAACUAGAUGAGCACUGGACUCCUAUGAGCCAGUUUUGUACACCUUGUCUUGUUAAUUUUGAUGUAUUUGCUAAGGUAGAGACUUUAGAAGAGGAUGGAAAUUAUAUUAUAUUUUCUGCAGGUAUCGAGGAUGUGAUAAAACCGAAACGAAUCAACCGAUCAAGGAACGAGCCAACUGAUGCUGUUGCAGACAAAUUUUUAUGCCAGCUUUCGCAACGACAGAUGAAAGGCCUUCUUCAGUUAUAUAAAUAUGAUUUAGAACUAUUUCAAUAUGAUGCAUCAAAAUAUGUGAACUGUACAGUGACUUAAGAAAACAAGUCUGAAUAAGCAUGUGUGUGUAAUAAUUUUGGGUUUUUAGAUUAUUUUUGUUUUCUUGAUAUGAAGUUAGGUAUUUAUGAGAAUAUAGGGUAAAAAAUAUAUAUGAUUAUAUAUAUAUAUACACAUGCACUUAUAUUUGCACACAACAUCAGGCUUGUUCACACCAUACAUGUGCGUGUACACAUGCACACACACAGAAGUGCCUGUUUUAUCAAAAUUCCACUCCUUUAAAACUUGAUUGCUCAGACUUGAAGCCUUUUCUGCAAUUUCUUUUGCACCCAACCAUAGACUUAAUCACAUUGAUUGUUCAAGCAGCUAUUGGUAGUAACCCAAUGGUAUCAAGUAAUCACACUGUCUACUGUCAUUUUCUUUUGUGAAUUUUGUUUGCACGUAGAUGGUUCCAUGAGAGCUCAACCAUCAAAGAGCCAAUUAGUACGCCUAUGUGGCUCAGCUGAUUUCCCCUUUCCUGGAGUUUUGAAUUUAUUUCUACUGCUAUUGAUAUUGAUGUUAUUAUUAUAUUGACAUUAUGAUUAUUACAGUAUUAUUAGCAAUACUAACAACACUUUUUUUAAUCAUCCUGAAAGUCAAAGAUAAGGGUAAAUAGGUGAGCUAUAUGGGACUAGUAACAGAUGCGUGCUGAUUUAUCAUUUGUGGAGCCAUCUACGUGUAAAGACAAUCAAUAAACAGAAGACACAGUA